Gymnodraco acuticeps is the source of this 1131-nucleotide messenger RNA. RefSeq names its product spindle assembly abnormal protein 6 homolog. The transcript has 7 exons. The record is from RefSeq and is a predicted model, not a curated record. NCBI's taxonomy places the organism in Eukaryota, Metazoa, Chordata, Actinopteri, Perciformes, Bathydraconidae. Bases 1 to 1131 code for a protein of 376 amino acids.
AUGGCGGAUAGAAUCAGUUCUGAGGAGAGACAGAAUAUGCUUUUGCGGAAACAAGUUAAACAUAUGGAGGAAGAGUUGAAGAGACGCAAGCUUCACUUUGAAGAGCUGCAGAACGAGAAAAAGAGACUGGACUGUCUCCACAGCAUGAUGGAGGGGGACACGAAAGACAUCGCUGAGCAUGUGGAACGAUGCAUAGCUGCAGGAGAGAAAGAGCUGGAGGAGAAGGCGCAGCGGGCACAGCGUCAGCAGGGGGGUGCAGAGGAGAAUCUGGAGGUCCUGAAGCUGAAGCACCAGCAGGAGCUGCAGGAGAUGCAAGAGCAGGUCCAGGAACUCUCCACAGAGGUGCUGGGGGCAGACUUCGACAAGCAUGAGGACCUGGAGGUGCUGGAGAAGCAGCUGGUGCAGGAGGUGUCAGAGAUAGUGUCCGAGUCAGAUUCCCUGAAGAAGCAGCUAGAGAUUCAGAGGAAAGAACAGGAAGCUGCAAUUAGCAACCUGAAGGUCGAAGUAAGGGACAAGAAGAAAAGGAGGGAGCUGGAGGCGUGGAGAAGAGUAGAUUCUGACGUUGAUGCUGAGGUCGCAAAUAUCGUCCAGAAGGAGAGGGCUGAGCACAGUAAGCUGCGAGACAAGGUCAACGCCAUUCUGAACAGGUGCAUACCUGUGUGGAAGGAGAGUUUCGAAACGCGAAAACAAGUGGACCAUCUUUGCCUUGAGACAGACGUUAUGAGGAAGAGUAAUGACGUGGUCAACCAGAAGAACCUCAACUACAGGAAGAAGGAGGUGGAGCCGCUGAUGAAGAUGUGCCAGUCGCUGAAGGUGGAACUGAAGCAACUUAGCACAGCCAGCGAGAGCUUUCUGGCUGAGGAAAAGCUUCUCAGAUGUAAUCAGACAUCGAAUCAGCAGGAAACAGAAGACCCAGAACAACUGAGGGCCGAAAUACUGGGGGCCAGCAGGCGGAGGAGGAGGCUGGAGGGCGUCAGCCAGGAGGCGAUCAUUGUUCUCAGGCAGAUUAUGAAGGGGAAGUCGUCCACGGCUCAUUAUGAGAGUCUGCUGGAGAUCCUCCAGAGAAGCGCCCCCUCGAAUGAAGGCUCCACUCCUGAGCAGACCAGUGCAGGAGAGACCCCCGGCCUCUGA